UUCCCUCACGACCCUUUAUUCCCAUUCCCGAGCAGAUCAUCAAAAGACUUUGAAACAAUCCACAAAAACUUAACCAAAAAACCACCUCUUCCUCAUAAAAAAGAUCCUCAUAUUCAUUAUCGUACGAGAAUCUCCUUCUCCAACAACCUCAACUUGUUGUCGUUUUCAUCAAACAACACGCGACAAAACUCCUUUCGCCGAGUCAGCUCCGACGGGAACUUGGUCUCUGCCCCCACCGACAACGACGAAAACAGACCAAUGCUUCACAAAGCGCCGUCGCUUUCGGUCUUCAACAACCAAAUCCCAGAUGGGUUCGAAGAAGUUAAGGAUGUUAAUGUGAAGAAAGAUCAGAUUUCUUCUGGGAAAGAGGUGUUGGAGAGGACCGUGACGAUUGGGGAAGCCAUUAAUGAAGCUGUGAAUUGUGAUGGUGGCGAUAAAGAUUUCAGCUUUGGAGAAAAGGGUAUGGGGUUAAUUGAAGAAGAGGAAGGCGAAGAGGAGUUAGAAGAGGUCGUUAAUGGAGGGAUUCAGAAUCUGGGUUUUGGAGGGGAAGUUGAAAGGAAGAUUGGGAGUCCUCCUUUGUGCCUUGACUCGGGAAUCGGGAUUGGUGGGGUCGGGUUAGAUUUGGAUUUGGCAAAUUUGAACGAGGGAAGAGAUAUAAUGGAAAUGGAAGAAUAUUAUAAGAGGAUGGUUGAGCGGUGCCCUUUUCAUCCUCUUUUUCUCAGGAAUUAUGCUCAGUUUUUGCAGUCUAAGGGGGACCUUCAUGGUGCCGAAGAGUACUAUUCUCGUGCUUCAUUAGCAGAUCCUGAAGAUGGUGAAAUAUGGAUGCAGUAUGCUAAAUUGGUUUGGGACCUCCAUCGCGACCAAGAAAGAGCCUCGAGCUACUUCAAGCUUGCAACAGAAGUGUCUCCUCAGGACUGUAGUGUUCUUGCAGCAUAUGCCAGUUUCCUUUGGGAAAUAGAGGACGAUGAGGAAGAGGUUUCCCAGACAGAAUCUAUAAAUGAACUUGGCUUGCGUGUUGCUGGAGGGGUCAGGAUUGGUGAGCCUGAUUCCUUCACAGAUGUCUCUAGACGAUCUGAAAAUCUUGAAGAUCACUAUAGAAAGAUGAUCAAAGAGAAUCCGAACAACCCUUUGUUUCUAAGAAACUAUGCCAAGUUCUUGUCUGAGUCCAAAGCAGAUCUUCAAGGAGCUGAGGAAUACUAUUUGCGUGCUGUACUAGCUGAUCCAGGGGAUGGGGAAAUCACAGCAGAAUAUGCUAAAUUGGUGUGGGAACUUCAUCAUGACAGUCAUAAGGCGUCAAUUUACUUCGAGCGAGCAGUUCAAGCUAGUCCUGAAAACUGUCAUGUUCUUGCAGCCUAUGCCAGUUUCCUCUGGCAAAACGAUGAUGAUGAGGAAGAUGGAUUAAGGCAAGAAAACCGAGUUCAAGUUCCUCGUAAUCACGAACGGACUAUGACUGCCGCAAACGUAUAAACUAGCAACAGGUUUCUGAUGCUUUAUGGGAGCAGGAAACAGAAGAUGAGUCACUUUCAGAACUUAGAAAUCAAGUGGCCGCAGAAUAAUAAGUUGGCAAAUAAAGGCUUUGUAAUAAUAAGAUUUGAUUGCUUAAGGUGAAAGCUGGAUGUUCACCUUUCCUGUAGCUUUUUUUUCACAAACGAAUUAUAGAGAGCAAUUCAUGAUUGGCAAAAGGAAAAGAAAGUUGGGAUUUUAUCCAAA
Morus notabilis is the source of this 1710-nucleotide messenger RNA. RefSeq lists its product as uncharacterized. The coding region runs from base 259 to 1467 and encodes 402 amino acids. The transcript has 6 exons. The record is from RefSeq and is a predicted model, not a curated record. Lineage: Eukaryota; Viridiplantae; Streptophyta; Magnoliopsida; Rosales; Moraceae. Gene Ontology annotation, biological process: RNA processing. Gene Ontology annotation, molecular function: protein binding.